AUGACAAGUGUGACGUUUCCACUGCAAUUGCAAGAAUGGAUGGAGACGGUGGUGGCAAUGUUUGAGCAUGAAGUGAUACGGAAAAUAACACUUGUGACGGAUUUGGAGUACAGUAAUUCAAAAAGGUUGAAUGAUGUCCAGAAGCAGUGGAGUUCCAAGGGAGUUAUGGGUAACAUCGACAAUGAUUAUGUGCAAACAGGUCUACGAAUGCCCCAAGCAAGGAGUUCCAAUGCUUUGCAGUCUGGUGAUUUGGAAUCAUCAGACGCUUCCAAGAGCAAGAAGACGACGACAAAAGCAAUGAAAUAA
This is a messenger RNA of Peronospora belbahrii, 306 nucleotides long. Lineage: Eukaryota; Oomycota; Peronosporomycetes; Peronosporales; Peronosporaceae. The record is from the annotation of a GenBank genome assembly.